Molecule: messenger RNA, 2292 nt
Organism: Peromyscus maniculatus bairdii (prairie deer mouse)
Lineage: Eukaryota; Metazoa; Chordata; Mammalia; Rodentia; Cricetidae
Gene: Sbspon
Product: somatomedin B and thrombospondin type 1 domain containing
Source: RefSeq, a predicted model, not a curated record
CGGAGCGCUGGCCGGAGGCUCAGGCUGGGUCGGGUCGCAGGUGCCGCAGCAGCUCUGGCCAUGAGGACCCUGUGGAUGGUGCUGUGCGCGCUGGCACGGCUGUGGCCCGGGGCCCUGGCUGGCUGCGCAGAGGCCGGGCGCUGCUGCCCUGGCCGGGACCCAGCCUGCUUCGCCCGCGGCUGGAGACUGGACAGGGUCUACGGAACGUGCUUCUGCGAUCAAGCCUGCCGUCUCACCGGGGACUGCUGCUUCGACUACGCCAGGGCGUGCCCAGCUCGCCCUUGCUUCGUGGGAGAGUGGAGUCCCUGGAGCGGCUGUGCCGGUCAGUGCCAGCCCACCACGCGUGUGCGCAGGCGUUCAGUGCAGCAGGAGCCGCUGAACGGAGGGGCACCCUGCCCACCCCUGGAAGAGAGAGCCGGCUGCCUGGAGUACUCCUCAUCGCAGGGCCAGGACUGCGGGCACGCCUUUGUCCCUGCAUUCAUAACUAGUUCUGCAUUCAACAAGAAGAGAACAAUACAAGCCGCAUCUCCACAGUGGUCUACACACACCGAGGAUGCUGGAUACUGUAUGGAGUUCAGGACAGAGUCCCUGACUCCUCAUUGUGCCCUGGACAACCGUCCCCUGACUCGAUGGAUGCAGUAUCUCCGAGAGGGAUACACAGUGUGUGUGGACUGUCAGCCUCCGGCCAUGAAUUCCGUGAGCCUGCGUUGUUCCGGAGACGGCCUGGAUUCUGAUGGAAAUCAGACUCUUCGCUGGCAAGCCAUUGGCAAUCCUCGAUGCCAAGGGACCUGGAAGAAAGUGCGGCGGGUCGAGCAGUGUUCCUGUCCAGAAGUGCACCGCUUCAUCUUUAUAUAGAGCAUCUUGGGGUCACUUGGCAGGGUGCUUGCCAGUGGGUUGGGUAUUAUUAAGCCGAGUUCAACACUUCAGAAGCCUCCAAAAACUAUGCCAAGUUCCCGAGCACUCUCCAUUGUUUUUGAGAAAGAAAACUUAGGGAUAGUUCUCAAGGAUCACAAUCUCUUUGUUUUUAUUUUUACUGAGCUAAGGACCCACACUCAAAGCUCCUAUGGCUAUGACCUUGACCUUACCUCUGGCCACAGAGUACAUGUCUGUUUGUACUAGAAUCACUGCCAUGGGCUCCAGUUUGGGGUAAGUUUUUGUCUAAGGGCAUCUACGUAUUCUUUGUCUUUAUUGGUUUUUUGUUUUGUUGUUUUAAAUUAAAGACAAGGUCUCACUAUGUAGACCAGGCUGGCCUCUAAUUCAUAGAUACUCAACUGCCUCUGCCUCAUGAAUGCUGGGACUGAAGGAGUGUGCCACGAUGCUAGGCUAUUCUUUGUCUCUAUUCUUUUUUUGGAGGGGGCAGGGGUGUGCAGGGUUUCUGUAUACCCCUUGCUGUCCUGGAACUCACACUGUAGAGCAAGGUGGCAUCGAAUUCAGAGAUCCAUCUGUGUCUGCCUCCCCAAUGCUAGGAUAAAAGACAUGUGCUAUACCUAUUCUUAAAAGUUUCUCACUUUAAAAAAAUACACAUACGUGACUCUCACACGUAAAGCUCCUAUAUAUUACCUUACAAGUUAUAAACUAAUUUCAAGUAAAUUGUCACAAAUAAUUUUUCAUAGGGAAAGUUAUUAAAAUUUCAUUUGGUGUUUUGUGAUGAAAAGCCAACACCUUUGCUAAAAACAUUUUUAAAGAAGAAAUUUUCUUUGGUUAGUUGAAAAGAUUAAAUAUCCAUGCUAAGUCAAUAGAAAUUACUAAAGUGUUACAAUUUUCCUGAGAUUUGGCACCAAUGAAUGAGCCAAAUGCUUUAGUUCUAAGCACUCUCUCAUCAUUCAUAGCUAAGAUUGUUUCCAACGUUUGGUACCUGAUGCAGGAUCAAACAAUCUUGUAAUGUCUGACUUCACAUUUAGUUGAAGUGUACUUACUAAUUUUCUUUCUACAGCACAUGUUUAGGGUGAGACACAGAGGUACAUAUGAUAGGAGGCAUGGAUCUUCCUGCAAGUGUCAUGAUCUCAUACACAGGCAAUAAAAUAUUAGCUUUACCUUAUGAUUGGAAGAUAGGUGUUUGUACCCACAUGGCAUGGUGUGCUUUCAGGUGUAGGAUGGCAAGCUGUCCUGUAGUCAUCUGUGGAGCCUCGUCCAGGUUCCUCAUCCCGGACUCUACUUCGGUAAAGGUCAUCCUGAGUAUGCCCAAGACUCCAGUACAGGACCUCAGCCUGGUUUCAUUUUGAAGUGGGUUUCCAACUGAGGAUUAUUUUCUUUGAAGAACCGAAUCAAUAUUAAAAAGCUAUAAUUCCUUUG